Cryptomeria japonica (Japanese cedar) is the source of this 2274-nucleotide messenger RNA. RefSeq lists its product as uncharacterized. Lineage: Eukaryota; Viridiplantae; Streptophyta; Pinopsida; Cupressales; Cupressaceae. The record is from RefSeq and is a predicted model, not a curated record. The coding region runs from base 531 to 1976 and encodes 481 amino acids. The transcript has 2 exons.
CUGUAGAUAGGUAUCCCGCAAAUGCGAAUCCCCUGGGACAAUAAUUCAACUGGACAAUCUAGAACCUAACCUUAUCUUACGUCCUUUGUUUUUCCGUUUUCAAAGAGAUUUGAACAGCGAAGGCGCGAGUGCGACAGCCAGGUAAAUGUGGGUUCUCUUCCGUUUCCAAGUCACCAGGUUUGAAUGCGGCGAGUGGAUUGUAGGACACGUUUCGUGAGAAGCGGUCAAAGGAGAUGGAUGGGAUAGUCUGAAAGCAAGGUUUUGGAGAGGGAGGCGGCGCAACUGGUGGGGCCUGACAGGGACCCUGGUCCCUAUUCCACUCAGUGGAGCAGACGACGAUGGCGAAAGCCUGCGUAACAUGCCUGACCCUUGGAACUACCAACCACUUUCACACACUUGUUCUCCUCUUACACUGCUCCGCAUUUGCCCCUGGAUCGAAUCGGACGCGCUCCAAGUGAGUUUUUUGCCCUUGUUUCCUCUGCCCAUUUGUUUAAAUUGGUUGAGGGAAUGCUUGAAUCUUUGAUUCUGGAAUGGCUUCUUAUUCCCCUGCUCCUGGGCGGUACCCGUACGGCCUGAAUACUGGCGGUGAAAGGAUGGGGGAAGGUGAGGGAGACAGGGUAGCCUUUGCAGGCAUUCUGGACAUAUUUGUUCAUCAUGCAAGAAACAUUCAUAAUAUCUGCAUUUAUGAUAAUCAAGAUGUGUAUGCAAAGUUUUCCCUCACUUGCAGCCCUGAUGAGACGUUAUCUACCACAAUUGUAAAAUGCGGUGGCAAAAACCCUCAGUUUGACCAAAACUUGCAAAUAAAAAUCACUCAACCCGAUGCAGUGAUGAAAUGUGAAAUGUGGAUGUUGAGUCGGGCAAAGAAUUAUCUGGAAGAUCAGCUGCUAGGGUUUGCUUUGGUUCCGCUAUCCUCUGUGGUGGGAAAGGGUAAAUUCACUCAAGAUUUUGCACUGUCCUCCACUGACCUGUUUCAUUCCCCUGCCGGAACUGUUAGGUUAACUCUUCAGUACCGUGGAUUAUCGUCGUCUGACUGCCAUGGGAACUCGUUUGCUAGCACCAAUUUGGCACUUUCUCCAGCGUCCAUAAGCUCAGAGGUUGUUCUGCUCGAUCGUAGCUCGGAGGAGUUGAGACCUGUUGAUUAUGGUAGCAUUGAAUUUCCAGACAUGGAGAUUGCUAGACAGAAUGAGCAAUUGGUUUCAGAAUAUUUCAAGAUGGCAUCUAAUGAAAUAAAGAUGGAGAAUGAGUCGAAGUCUGAAUUCCAGGUAGCAGAUCAGACUGGAUUUUCUGGAGUGACAUUUUUACAUUUAGGUGCAACUCCCAUUGCAGACGAUGAUUAUGACAUGUCACUGAAUGCAGAGGAGGAGAAACAUGCAGAUCCUCAUUCUUCAACACAGGAAACUAACCUAUUUGCUUACAGGAACCCAACUGAUGGCGAAAAUUCAUCCCACACAGGAAUUGUGAGUUCCACAACUACAAGUUUAAGUGAAGAGCAUAGUUUCCUUGAUUUCGGGGAGCAGAAGAGCAGCUCAGUGGGCGAAUCUUCUCAUUCACACGGUUCAUCACCUGCCACGAUUCCAACAUUUGAAAGUUCUGCUGAGACUCCAACUUCCGCACAUGGUAAUGUCUCUGGUGACAACCAGAGAGCUUUGUCUUCCGAGGAGGAUACAGACAAGGAAGGAACAGGGUCAAGUUCUGAAACUAGGAUGACUGAAAGGAACUCAGAACCAAUAUUUACAAAACCUCUGAUAAGCAUAAAUCUUGAACCUGAUCAGACUGUUGUGCAGCAACAGAUUGUUGAUAUGUAUAUGAAGAGUAUGCAACAAUUUACCGAGUCACUGGCAAAGAUGAAACUUCCAAUGGAUAUUGAAACCAAUGAAUCUGAUGAUAAUACUGACACUACAUCAAAACAGAAAAAAAUAGAAACUGGAAAGAAGGAAGGUGCCAGAGUUUAUUAUGGAAGUCGGGCAUUCUUUUGACACCUGAAGAUCAAGAAUAAUACAGUUAUGACUGCAGGAUUAUAAAUAGUAUUUAUAGAUACAAAUGGAUAAUAAUUUGGACUAGCCUGUAUUAUAAUAAUGUGAUCAGUUGAACAGGUAUGGUAGUUGUUAACUUCAUGCACUGAUAUUUAUGAGAAUCAGGACUACACAUAAUCAUAUAGAGCUGCUAAGUAAGAGUAUCCCCAUUCAUCUGAGGGAUAUUAAUUGCUGAUGUAUUCUCUUUAUGUCAUGUGCAAGUUGUGUUUUAGUUUGAUUAAUUAUAUUGACUUCUUUUACA